This is a messenger RNA of Hemiscyllium ocellatum (epaulette shark), 841 nucleotides long. RefSeq lists its product as uncharacterized. Lineage: Eukaryota; Metazoa; Chordata; Chondrichthyes; Orectolobiformes; Hemiscylliidae. The coding region runs from base 38 to 676 and encodes 212 amino acids. The transcript is spliced from 6 exons. The record is from RefSeq and is a predicted model, not a curated record.
AGAACAAGCAAUGCUGUGAAAUAUAACUAUUGCCAAGAUGGGUUUUAUUCAUCAUGCAACUGCUCUUUUGGCAUUAAACAUGAAUGGUUUACUUACCGUUCUUGCGUGUCUGGAUGAAUCAAGCAGAAAUGCAACCCUUGGAGAUAGCAUCUUGCUGAAUCCAAAAUACACAGAUUGUGACAUGUGUUCAGUUGAAUGGACAUUUUCUUCACACUCAGAGAACCGUCGCAUUUCUUCUUAUGUCAAAAGCAAAGAACCGACUUCCGAAACUUUCGUUCAUACAUUUGACCACAAAGUGAAUAUUGAAGAGGAUGGCUUUUUUUUACGACUUCUAUCUAUUCAGCUUAAUGAUACAGGAAAAUACACUCGAACUUUCACUGCAUCAAAUGGAACAGAAAGCUGCGUAAGCGUAAUAAUUAAUGUAUAUGCAGAAUCUGAAGUAAAGACUCUUGAGGUAAACCAGUCGAAUGCAGAAGUCCAUAGCUCAAGAAUAAUAACACACAUUUCAGCAUCAAUUCUUGGAUCCAUAUUUGGAGUGAUAAUCUUGGUUCUGAUCAUCUGGAUUGUAAUUAAAUUAAUUAGAAGAAAAGUAGCAUCAGAAAAUAGAAGUUCAUUGUCAAUCCAGAUGUCACCUUAUCCAAUUUAUGGCAAUUGGAAAAAGCCAACAUAUGCCUGAAAAGAAGAAUGACAACGAUGGCUUGAUAACCUAUCUGAUUGUAUCACAUACCAAAAUGUCACAAAGGAAAACAGCAUACUUUGACGGAAAUUCUGCAGACAGAAGUUACAUGUGAUAGAACAUUUUAUACAUUCAUUUUCAGUAACCUAAUUUCCUUCAGGUGGU